ACUAGACCCAAAACUUCUGAGGUUCAAACUUACAUCAGUAAUCGUAGUAAUUCUUUUUGGCAGUAAAAUAGCUAUGAAUUGCACGACAGAAAGCAGAUUUGUGAGUAGUGUAAUAUUUCUUUGUAAUGGGUAUUUCAGAUUUUCUGAAGUCCAGAGAAGAGAAGGAAGCAAGAAGUAGCUUUGAAACACACGGUGGUGCUAAGCCUCUGAAAGGUACCACUAAGACCAUUUACAUGUGUCAUAGAUCUGAGGUAUUCAAAUCUCAAUCAAAAGGCCAGAGGCAGCUGAAGUCGCAAGGCAGUAACAAAAUGGGAGGUCAUUGCACUGCUGCCAUAGAGGUUAGCCAAGAUACAAAUGGUAUUUGUACUGUUGUUUAUUUCAAAACACAUUUUGGACAUGAAAAGAAUAUUGUGUUUCAACACCUCCCUAGAUCUGAAAGGGAAGUCAUUGCUGGUAAAAUAGCCAAAGGUGUGACCUUCCAGAUAAUUUUGGAUGAUGUCUACCUGUUCCGAGGAGGUAGAAAGACUCCACCUUUUAACUCGAAAGAUUCUCCAUAAUAUAAAGAGGGACUUUGGAAUUCAUACUCACCAGUUCCAUGCCAAUGAUAUAAGUGUGAGCAUCUUUUUAGAACGAAUAAAAGACGGCGCUCUAAUGAACAAAAAUGUCGUUGGUAAUGUGGACUAUUAAUCAGACAAAGAUGUGAUGAUUGUGUUAAUGACAGAUCUACAGAGUCAAAUGCUUCAAAAGUUUGGCUCAAAAAUUGUGUGUGUAGAUUCAACACAUUGUACAAAUGUGUACAAGUUACUAGUAACAACACUAUUAGAUAUGGAUAAUUUGGAAGCGGCAUUCCAGUUGCUUUCUGUGUUUUCAAUAAAGAGAACACUGCUGUAAUGACACAAUUUUUUUACAUUUGUCAAAGAGAAAGCAUGUCUAAUAAAACCAGCUGUUUUCAUAUCAGAUGAUACACAAAUUUGGAAGCGGCAUUCCGAAGAACCUGAUGUAGACAAGUUCGGUGAGCUGUUAGAAUUGUUUGAGAGGGAACUUCAAGAAGAUGAAAGCACGAAAGACUUUGGAAUAUAUUUCUCAAAUACUUAUGGAUUCAGGCCUCAACACUGCCAUCACCGCAGUUUAAAUAUCAACACUAAUAUUCACCUUGAAGUCGUGCAUAGAGUAUUGAAGUAUUGUUUUUUAUCUGGACGGAAAGACAAAUAGACUGGACAAGUUGCUGCUGAUAUUUAUGAAGUUAACUAGAUAUAAAUUUUUUGAGAGACUUGUGAAACUCUUUAAGGGUGGGCAUUCCCAUAGACUGCAGUAGAUUCGACGACGACAUACAGAGUAAAAAAGAAAAAAAUUGACAGACAGAUUAUGGCCAGUAAUGGAAAGCAUUUUCAGGUGAAAUCUGUCAAUAAGUGGUAUCACUUACACUGUUAUCCUACAAACCCUGGAAUUUGACCUGAAGUGCAAACUGUUGUGCUCUGCAUGUGAGAUAUGUGUGCACAGUUUUUCUUGCUGUUUCCCAGACAAUUUAAUCAACUUGAAUAUAUGUAAACAUAUUCACGCUGUCUCUGUGAUGUAUGGAUUACAUUCCAUUAAAACAGGCAAACAGAUGGAAACUACUUCGAUCAAAGAGGCUUCUGCUAUUUUUUUCCUUGAUGACAAAACAAAGUGAUAAUGAAGAAAUUGCUUCUCAUGGAACACAGUUAAAAGCCAAAUUGAAAGUUCUGUUAAGCCAAGUAGAUCAAUUGGAUACAGAAACAGUAGGUACUGUGGAAAAAGAAAUUGACAGUUUGCUACUACUCGUUAACUCUUGCUGCAGUAGGAUAGGUUUACAUUGUGCCAACAAUGAAAAGGUGAAAGUACAAUGAAUACCUAAUCAGCAUAACAUCUGUCCAAAGAGCACUUGCCAAACCAACCAUUGACGAGAAGUUGAACAUUGCUAGUGCACUGAAACAAUCUGAAUCUGAAGUGUUGACUGUACAUACUGGUUUCCAUCACACAUACCGUACUGUAAGAUCUAACUUGAUCUUCCCUUGAUUUGUGAGUGUUUCAUGGUUUUGUAGGCCUCGCCAUGUAAAAUGAGUAACGCAUCAAGCUUGGUACCUCUAUGAAACCCAAUAAAGAAAUUAAUUCUG
This is a messenger RNA of Schistocerca serialis cubense, 2132 nucleotides long. RefSeq lists its product as uncharacterized. The transcript has 2 exons. Bases 126 to 557 code for a protein of 143 amino acids. The record is from RefSeq and is a predicted model, not a curated record. Lineage: Eukaryota; Metazoa; Arthropoda; Insecta; Orthoptera; Acrididae.